This is a messenger RNA of Micropterus dolomieu (smallmouth bass), 1963 nucleotides long. RefSeq names its product X-ray repair complementing defective repair in Chinese hamster cells 3 (gene xrcc3). The coding region runs from base 646 to 1653 and encodes 335 amino acids. NCBI's taxonomy places the organism in Eukaryota, Metazoa, Chordata, Actinopteri, Centrarchiformes, Centrarchidae. Gene Ontology annotation, cellular component: replication fork; Rad51C-XRCC3 complex. Gene Ontology annotation, molecular function: ATP hydrolysis activity; four-way junction DNA binding; ATP binding. The record is from RefSeq and is a predicted model, not a curated record. The transcript is spliced from 7 exons. Gene Ontology annotation, biological process: resolution of mitotic recombination intermediates; double-strand break repair via synthesis-dependent strand annealing; t-circle formation.
GGCCCCGGUGUUUUCCGCCGGUGUCUGGAAGUAAACUGAAAACCAAAGCAGAUGAACUCACCGGGAUCUCUGUGGCGGACUCUCUCGGUGAACUCGGUGAUCCGGUCCGGCGGUUAGAAACUCUGCGGGACCGUCAGGGCCGAGUCCAUUUCUUCUUUCAGACAGAACUCACGGACCGGUACCGGUUGUUGAUCCCGGAUCAGGUCUGAUCGGUGUUUUGGGGGGGGGGUUGUUUUGUUGCUCUGGCGCAGUGCAGUGACGUCACAGGGACCGGAGCGCGCGGGGGAGUCUCUUGAUUCAGGACUGAAAUAUUAAAGUGUUGGUUUUCAUAACUUGGACCCGGAACGUAAAUAUUUAAUUAGUAUUACCGAGUCUAGUUCACGUGUAGCUGUAACAUUAUUAAAACGGACUGGGUCUAACGUUUAAACCGGGACCGCCGCCCCCCCCCCCAGACCCGGGGAAAUGGUUCCUCCCGGCGGCGCGUGAUGACGUGGCGUGUUUCGGCGGGUAGGUGAAGCUGUCCGGACUGAAAGACCCGAACCAAGAAGCUUCAUCAGGUUUAAUCCGGAAUAAAGCGGCUAUCCGGACCCGGGACGCCGCCUGUGACCGCAGCAGCCGCGAGGACAGCAUGUCCUCGGCCGGGACAUGGACUGGGACCAGCUGGACCUCCACCCCAGGAUCACCGCAGCCGUGAGGAGAGCUAACGUCAGGUCCGUCAGGGAGGCCCUGUGUGUUUCCGGUCCGGAUCUGCAGAGACUCACCGGUCUGUCCCGCUCAGACACCCAGCAGCUGCUCGCCGCCGCCGCCACGGCCUGCAGACGGCACCCUCCCACCCCAGCCCUCCUGCUCCGUGGUGGGGAGUCCGGCCUCAGACUCAGCGUGGGCUGUCCCGUGCUGGACCAACUGCUGAGGGGGGGUUUUCCUGUGGGGGGUGUCACCGAGCUGGCAGGAGAGAGCGGGGCGGGGAAGACCCAGCUGGCCCUGCAGCUCUGUCUGUCCGUACAGUACCCCACGCAGCACGGGGGACUGGACUCAGGAGCCGUGUACAUCUGCACCGAGGACACGUUUCCCAUCAGGCGGCUGCAGCAGCUGAUCUCAGGUCAGUCCUGUCUGCGUCCUGAUGUCUCCCCAUCCCUGAUCAGCAGCCUCCGGUUCAGUGACCACGUUUACAUCGAGCACGCCGCUGAUCUGGUGUGUCUGUCCCGCCGGGUCCCCCUCCUGCUGGCUCGGGGUCUGGUCCGGCUCCUUGUGGUCGACUCUGUGGCGGCUCUGUUCAGGUCUGAGUUCCAGGCUGCUGAUUGGCUGGAGAGGAGCAAACAGCUGCUCACCUUCUCCUCCACACUGCACCACCUGAGCCAGGAGUUCACCACACCUGUCCUCUGCAUCAACCAGGUGACGGAUGUCUUCAGCAGCUCGGACCACAGUUUGGGCCCUCUGUCCUCCAACGUAGCCCCGGCGCUGGGGUUGGCCUGGGCCAAUCAGGUGACGGUUCGGCUGAUGAUGCGGCGCCUUCAGGGGACGGUCGCCCGUGGCGACCAGCACAGCGCCCUCCGCAGGCUGGAGGUGGCGUUCGCUCCUCAUCUGGCCCGAGACGGGCGAGACGCCGGCGUGUGGAGGGAGGGGGUCCGGGGAGUCCUGAACCCUGACAGCUAGACUGAGUCCGUACCAGAGUCCCUGUUCACACGUGGGAACAUGUAAAACCGGAGACGGUUAAUAAACUGAGUUAUUUACGCUGUGGACACCCGGCAGAGCGCCGCCUCCGAGCGGCAGGGUAAGUGGUUCUGUGUUGUUAGAGUACUGUAGUACUGCGGUGGAGUACACCUGUGAGUAGCAGCAGUCUCCUCCCUGUCUGAGUAAUACUUCAUAUCAGUACUGCCACCGCAGUAGUACGUUGUGUUACUGCCAGUACUUCUUCCUGUGUAUAAGUCGUGUGUUCAGAUAAUAAAACUGCAGUUUCACUCUC